AUGGUAAGCGAUAAAAAAUCCUUACAUCCGGCUUUCGCCGUUUCUAACAUCAAAGUUUUGAUCCAUAUUAAUCUAGAUAUCAAACAGGACGAAUAUUCUUCAUGGGUUUUCCUGUUUCAACUUCAUCUUCAAGCACACAGCCUACUUUUUCUUAUUGAUGAUUCCACUCCACCACCAGACCUUGACGCUGCCACCAUACUACAACUUGAUGCCCUCUGUCGUCAAUGGAUGUUCUCCACCAUGGCCAAAGAUUUGAUGCUUACCGUUCUCAAAACUGGAAAAACUGCUAAAGAGUUAUGGAAUCAUCUUAAACGCCUCUUCCAAGACAACAAAGGAAGCCGGGCCGCCAAUCUCGAAAGUAAGUUCGUAAAUCUAAAGUUUGUUGAUUGUAACAAUGUUGAUGAUUAUUGUGAUAAACUACAUGCACUUUCAAAUCGGUUAAGUGACCUCGAUUUUCCAAUGGAUGAAAAACGAUUGGUUAUUCAACUUGUUAAUGGACUUCCGGAGGAAUACAACACUGUUGCCUCCUUCAUUCAACAAUCGAUGCCCUCUUUUGACACUGCUCGAUCUCAACUACGUACUGAGGAGAUCCGACGUGAAAAUCUAUCCAGUUCCGGCUCCCACACUGCCCUUGCAGCCGCCAACAGCCGCCGUCCUCCGCCUCCUGCAUCUGUUUCUUCACGAUCGUCAGCUCCUGAACAUCACAGAAUUUCGCUGGGUCCUGAACACAACAGAAUUUCGCUGGGCCGGGAAGAGCCUCUCCUUCCAACUCCAUCAGGCCCACGAAAUCACUACCCAACAACUACUGCUCGGGCUUCUCACUGGCAAGCGCCUCUCCUGUCAACUCCCCCAAGCCCAUAUCCUACCACUACAGGAUACCACUCAACAGAUCCGUACUGGGCUUCUCCACACUACUUCACUGGACGUGGCCGGGGACGACAUUUCCGUGGGCGUGGGCGUGGACGUGGUCGAAGCACUUUCCCAGGCCGUUCACCACAAGCGUACCUCACUCCCACCACGGAAUACCUUCACCCAUCGGACAUUGCCGAAGUAUACAGCUCCAUGAGCAUUCGAACACCUGAUGAUGACUUUUAUAUGGACACUGGCACAACCUCACACAUCACCUCGGAUCCAGGACUUGAGCUCGAGGAAGACUAUUCUACGAUGUGA
Papaver somniferum (opium poppy) is the source of this 1170-nucleotide messenger RNA. RefSeq lists its product as uncharacterized. NCBI's taxonomy places the organism in Eukaryota, Viridiplantae, Streptophyta, Magnoliopsida, Ranunculales, Papaveraceae. The record is from RefSeq and is a predicted model, not a curated record. Bases 1 to 1170 code for a protein of 389 amino acids. The transcript has 2 exons.